Molecule: messenger RNA, 3659 nt
Organism: Coregonus sp. 'balchen'
Lineage: Eukaryota; Metazoa; Chordata; Actinopteri; Salmoniformes; Salmonidae
Source: the annotation of a GenBank genome assembly
AAAGCACAAAGUCCUGCAAAGGGACAGUCUGGUGUACAACCAAACUUAUACUGUAGAUCUACAGAGACAUCAUGAGAGCCACUGCAGCCGUCCUACUGGUCCUCUGUCUCCUGGCCCUGAGUCAUGGUAAGUUACCAUCAUCUGAAGCAUGUUUGUUCAACUUGGAAUUGAUCAAGUUUGCUCCAUAAUUUCAUCCUCCUUUUCCUUGGUGUAUUCUACUGGAUUGUAAACUGUCAUGGUCAAAAUAUAUUGAUACAACAGUAGCCAAGAUGGGGAGAAGUAUGUCCAUAAUAAAGCGCUGCUCUACCUUCUUAACAGCACUAUAAACAAGGCAGGUCCUACAGGCCCUAGUUUUGUCACACCUGGACUACUGUUCAGUCAUGUGGUCAGGUGCCACAAAAAAGGACUUAGGAAAAUUGCAAUUGGCUCAGAACAGGGCAGCACGGCUGGCCCUUGGAUGUACACAGAGGGCUAAUAUUAAUAGCAUGUCGAUCUCUCCUGGCUCAAAGUGGAGGAGAGAUUGACUUCAUCACUACUUGUGUUUAUGAGAGGUGUUGACAUGUUGUGCACCGAGCUGUCUGUUUGAACUACUGGCGCACAGCUCGGUCACCCAUGCAUACCCCACAAGACAAGCCUCCAGAUGUCUCAUCACAGUCCCCAAAUCCGGAACAGACUAUGGGAGGUGCACAGUACUACAUAGAGCCAUGACUACAUGGAACUCUAUUCCACAUCAAGUAACUGAUGCAAGUAGUAAAAUUAGAUUUAAAAAACAGAUAAGAAAACACCUUAUGGACUGUGACGCAACACAAACAUAGACGCAGACACAUGCAUACACACGAUAACAUAUGCACUAUACACACGUACACAUGGAUUUUUGUACUUUAGAUAUGUGGUAGGGGCCUGAGGGCACAGUGUGUCGUGAAAUCUGUUAAUGUAAUGUUUUUAAAAUGCUGCCUUGGCAGGAACUAAUGGGGACCCAUAAUAAAUACAAAUACUCAUAUGUCUUUGUCUCCAUAGCAUGGGACUGUCAGGAGGUAGUAAACAUCAAGAAUCUGAUGCAGAUCGAUGCAGGACUGGGACAAGUGGUUGCAACGGACACAAGUCAAAUCCCCUACUACCUGGUAGGUGAUGAAUGGAUCCGCCUGCCUGGUUCCCUGAAGCAUAUCACUGUAGGACCAGCAGGGAUCUGGGGUGUCAACAAGGAAGACUCGAUCUACAAGUAUGUGGCCGGUAACUGGGUGCAAGCUGCAGGUAAGUAGAGGGCAUUGCUCAAUAUUUAUCCAGAGGACACCUACUUUCAGUGGUGGAAAAAGUACUCAAUUGUCAUACUUGAGUAAAAUUAAAGAUACCUUCAUAGAAAAUGACUCAAGUGGAAGUCACCCAGUAAAAUACUACUUGAGCAAAAGUCUAAAAGUAUUUGGUUUUAAAUAUACUUAAGUAUCAAAAGUAAAUGGAAUUGCUAAAAUGUACUGAAGUAUCAAAAGUAAUAGUAAAAGCAUAAACCAUUUCAAAAUCCUUAUAUUAAGCAAACCAGACGGCACAAUUUUCUAGUUUUAAAAAAAUUGACUGAUAGCCAGGGGCACACUCCAACACUCAGACAUAAUUUACAAAGGAAGAAUUUGUGUUGAGUGAGUCUGCCAGAUCAGAGGCAGUAGGGAUGACCAGGGAUGUUCUCUUGAUAAGCGUGUGAAUUGGACCAUUUUCCUGACAAAAUGUAACAAGUACUUUUGCGUGUCAGGGAACAUGUAUGGGGGGAAAAAAGUACAUUAUUUUCUUUAGGAAUGUAGUGAAGUAAAGGUAAACGUUUUCCUAAAUAGUAUAGUAACCCCCAAAAACUACUUAAGUACUUUACAUCACUGCCUACUUAUCUUUCCUGAUACCAUCACGGUGUUGAAACACAAUUCAUUGUUUGCUUGUCCGUCGGUCUUCAGGCCUUCUGAAGCAGUUGGAUGCUGGAGGUAACCAGUUUAUGGUGGGGGUCAACAUGGACGAUACUCCAUUCUGUCUGACAAGUAGUGCCACAGUUGGCUACAAGGGUCCAGGCUCACCCACUUCAUGGACAAGAUUGCCAGGAGCUGUGAAGUACUACAGUUGUGGACCCUUUGGGUGCUGGGCAGUCAACAAGAAUGAUGAUAUCUUCUUAAUGAUUGUAAGAUCUGGGAAAGAGUGUGAGAGCUGUAGUAGAGUGUGGAGAGUCUGUUAUUUUAAAACCGUAGUAUUAUAACUGUAGAAAUUGUCCUAAAACCUUGUUUGUUUCCAGCUGAAUCAAGACUGCCAAAACAAGGGGUGGAGUCACAUUGAUGGCAAGCUUUCCAUGAUUGAGGUGGCAACUGAUGGUAGUGUCUUUGGGGUCAACUCUUCGGGUGACGUUUUUACCAGGUAAGGUUGCUACUGAGCUAUAUGUAUAGUUCCACCCUUUUCUCCCUCAACAUUAUUAGCUUAAAAAUGACUUGUAAUAAUAAUCAAAUCUAAACUUGUAUAAUAGACUUAUGAAGGAAUGUGAAGACAGUGCAUGGUAAAAUAUGUAGAAGUUCGCUCUCCUUUAAAGCUCCAGUUUGGAUUUUUUUUUAAACUAAAUGGCCACUUGUUUUAGUAAACAGAUGAGGGAUGGGACAGGAGAAAUGUAACCACUCAAGUUCAUAGAUGGAUCAAUAAAUGUAAGGACAGACAGAUGAGAACAAAAUAAUUUUUCAUUUAAACAUGUUUUGUAAAACAAUAGCAUUGUUUACAACCAAUUUAGUAAAAUAUUACAUGUUUUCUUCUGAUGCAGUUGUAUUAAGCUCAUGAGUCAUAAGUUAUAUUCUUCAACAAUCAAUGGCUAUAUACAAUUAAUAAAGUUCAACAAUUGUUAGUUUUUUUUUCUUUUUGAUUGGAUGAGCUUUAAACAUGUGAACCCCACCUUCUUCAACACAGAGACGGCAUCACAGCCAGUAAACCAGAGGGCACUGGAUGGCGCAAAGUCCCAUUGUUCUUGCGGAUGAAGCAUGUGACCUACGACCUGGAACAUCUUUGGGUCGUCUCCAAGUCUGCCGUCACCAUGGUGUGCACACCUUAGCCUCUCCUCUGCAUCUGAAAACUAUUCGGCAUCUGACAAGUUCACUUGCUAACUCAUUGAUAUCUUUUUCUGGAAAAGCCUCCUGCUUGACAAUUGUGGACAUUAGUUCAUAACAAUCCUUCAUUCUAAAACGUAAUGCUUUAAACUAUACUCUUUCACUACUUUAUCUAAUAGUUCACUGACUGUAUUGACAUGUUUUCAAACACAAUUGACAAGUAACAGCAUUAUAAAAAUGUCUUGAUCAAUACUUCAAUAGAGCUUUGCCAUGAAUGCUAUUUGAUCGUAGGGGAAACUUGGGCGUGGUCAUGUUACUCACAAUCCACAUGGGUUUUGCUGGGCUUCAUAGGUCAUCAAUAGGGUUGGAUGUAAUCCUUGUCAUUGCUUAUUUUAUAUAUUAUAAUGAUUUAAUCAUUUCCAGCUAAAAUAAAGCAUUCAGUGUAAAACCCAUUUCUGUGUUUGAAUUUUUUUUUUAUCAUAGUGAACAGGGGGUUUUCAGCUUGCUCUGCAAAGAUCAAGCUUCGCUGGGUAGAUCUGUUUUGUAAUUAUGGUUUUUGCCCUAGCACUACACAGCUGAUUCAAAUAUCCAAGCUUGAUGAGUUGGUUA